AUGGCCGAGCUACAGCCAGAGGCACAGCAGGACCAAUCGGGAAACCAGGCCUGGCCACAGGCAGGAGGGCAGCAGGGGCCGCCCGGGGGAGAGCAGCAUGAGCUGCCAAGGGAAGAGCAGCAGAAGCCGCCGGGGGUGGGGCAGCUGCCGGCAAGGGAGCAGCAAGCGGUGGAUGUGGAGAUGGCCGAGCUACUGCCAGAGCUGCAGCAGGACCAAUCAGGGAACCAGGCCCGGCUGCAGGCAGGAGGGCAGCAGGAGAUGCUGGGGGAAGAGCGGCAGGAGCUGCCAACAGGAGGGCAGCUGGAGCUGUCGGGGGGAGGGCAGCAGGAGCUGUCGGAGGGGGAGCGGCGGGAGUUGCCGGCGCGGGGGCAGCUGGAGGUCGCUAGUGCGGACUCUACAAGCCAAGCGAAGAGAACCCGGGCACGGGGCCGAGGCGGGAGACGACACGCCCGUAAGACGCAAGGGCGGACUGGAAGCGGUGCUGCCGCACAGCAGGCGGAGGGGCAGCCGGGGGCGACCGAGACAACCCCGGGAGCCCCGCGGGUGGGGGGGCAGCCCUGGGUGCCCGGGGCGCCCCAAGGAGAGCAGCAGCCAGGGGGGCAGCCGGGGGUGACCGGAGCACCCCAGGGAGAGCAACAGGCAGGAGGGCAGCCGAGGGUGCCCCGGGCACCCCAGGGAGUGCAGCAGGCAGGGGGGCAGCCGAGGGUGCCCAGGGCACCCCAGGGAGUGCAGCAGACAGGAGGGCAGCAGGGGGUGCCCGGGGCACCCCAGGGAGUGCAGCAGGCAGGAGGGCAGCCGAGGGUGCCCGGAGCACCCCAGGGAGUGCAACAGGCAGGGGGGCAGCCGGGGGUGCCCGGGGCACCCCAGGGAGUGCAGCAGGCAGGAGGGCAGCCGAGGGUGCCCGGGGCACCCCAGGGAGUGCAGCAGGCAGGAGGGCAGCCGAGGGUGCCCGGAGCACCCCAGGGAGCGCAGCAGGCAGGAGGGCAGCCGGGGGUGCCCGGGGCACCCCAGGGAGUGCAGCAGGCAGGAGGGCAGCCGGGGGUGACCGGAGCACCCCAUGGAGUGCAGCAGGCAGGAGGGCAGCCGAGGGUGCCCUGGGCACCCCAGGGAGUGCAGCAGGCAGGAGGGCAGCCGAGGGUGCCCGGGGCACUCCAUGGAGUGCAGCAGGCAGGAGGGCAGCCGGGGGUGCCCGGGGCACCCCAGGGAGUGCAGCAGGCAGGAGGGCAGCCGAGGGUGCCCGGAGCACCCCAGGGAGUGCAACAGGCAGGGGGGCAGCCGGGGGUGCCCGGGGCACCCCAGGGAGUGCAGCAGGCAGGAGGGCUGCCGAGGGUGCCCGGGGCACCCCAGGGAGUGCAGCAGGCAGGUGGGGAGACGGGGGUGCCCGGAACACCCCAGGGAGUGCAGCAGGCAGGAGGGCAGCCGAGGGUGCCCGGGGCACCCCAGGGAGUGCAGCAGGCAGGAGGGCAACCGAGGGUGCCCGGGGCACCCCAGGGAGUGCAGCAGGCAGGGGGGCAGCUGGGGGUGCCCGGAGCACCCCAGGGAGUGCAGCAGGCAGGAGGGCAGCCGAGGGUGCCCAGGGCACCCCAGGGAGUGCAGCAGACAGGGGGGCAGCCGAGGAUGCCCGGGGCACCCCAGGGAGUGCAGCAGGCAGGAGGGCAGCCGGGGGUGCCCGGGGCACCCCAGGGAGUGCAGCAGGCAGGAGGGCAGCCGAGGGUGCCCGGAGCACCCCAGGGAGUGCAACAGGCAGGGGGGCAGCCGGGGGUGCCCGGGGCACCCCAGGGAGUGCAGCAGGCAGGAGGGCUGCCGAGGGUGCCCGGGGCACCCCAGGGAGUGCAGCAGGCAGGUGGGGAGACGGGGGUGCCCGGAACACCCCAGGGAGUGCAGCAGGCAGGAGGGCAGCCGAGGGUGCCCGGGGCACCCCAGGGAGUGCAGCAGGCAGGAGGGCAACCGAGGGUGCCCGGGGCACCCCAGGGAGUGCAGCAGGCAGGGGGGCAGCCGGGGGUGCCCGGAGCACCCCAGGGAGUGCAGCAGGCAGGAGGGCAGCCGAGGGUGCCCAGGGCACCCCAGGGAGUGCAGCAGGCAGGAGGGCAGCCGAGGGUGCCCGGGGCACCCCAGGGAGUGCAGCAGGCAGGAGGGCAACCGAGGGUGCCCGGGGCACCCCAAGGAGUGCAGCAGGCAGGGGGGCAGCCGGGGGUGCCCGGAGCACCCCAGGGAGUGCAGCAGGCAGGAGGGCAGCCGAGGGUGCCCAGGGCACCCCAGGGAGUGCAGCAAACAGGGGGGCAGCCGAGGAUGCCCGGGGCACCCCAGGGAGUGCAGCAGGCAGGUGGGGAUCCGGGGGUGCCCGGAACACCCCAGGGAGUGCAGCAGGCAGGAGGGCAGCUGGGGGUGCCCGGGGCAUCCCAGGGAGUGCAGCAGGCAGGAGGGCAGCCGAGGGUGCCCCGGGCACCCCAGGGAGUGCAGCAGGCAGGAGGGCAGCCGAGGGUGCCCGGGGCACCCCAGGGAGUGCAGCAGGUAGGAGGGCAGCCGAGGAUGCCCGGAGCACCCCAGGGAGAGCAGCAGGCGGGGGGGCAGCCGGGGGUGACCGGAGCACCCCAGGGAGAGCAGCAGCUAGGGGGGCAGCCGGGGGUGACCCGAGCACCCCAGGGCGAGCAGCAGGCAGGGGAGCAGCCCGGGGUGACCGGAGCACCCCAGGGAGUGCAGCAGGCAGGAGGGCAGCCGAUGGUGCCCGGGGAACCCCAGGGAGUGCAGCAGGCACGAGGGCAGGGAGUGCAGCAGGCAGGAGGGCAGCCAAGGGUGCCCGGAGCACCCCAGGGAGAGCAGCAGGCAGGGGGGCAGCCGGGGGUGACCGGGGCACCCCAGGGAGCGCAGCAGCCAGGGGGGCAGCCGAGGGUGCCCUGGGCACCCCAAGGAGCGCAGCAAGCAGGGGGGCGAUCGAUGGACGACCAGGAGCAACAGUUGGAGGAGUGGUGUCGACUUUUGGAGUUUGAUACCCCCAUGGCGACUGCGGAGGAGUCAGAGGCGGACGAAGAACCUCCCAUGCCGCCUUCCCCAUGCCCCCGCUUUCCGUGUGACACGUGUUUCCACACUUCCGCUACGCGAGGGGCCGCUGCGAACCACAUGAGGGUAUGCCGGGCAGCUGAGGCGGAGAGGCGUGCACAGGCUCUCCUGGUGGAGACCGACACGCAGGAGCGAUCGACGCCGCGGGAAUUUGGGGACGAGGCGUGGGCUGGGGUUACGUCAUGGGAAUGGGAAACUUUUUUCAGUGUGGAGGCGGUUGGAGGGAGGACAGUGCGCCGGAUCCCACAGCGGGCCAGGCAUAGGUCAGAAGGCGCUGAUCACAGAGCAGUUGGGUGCGUUCUGGGAGGGGAGGUGGCGGGAGCUGUUCGACUCUGCCAUGGUGGCGGCGCGGCCAGCAGUUCGCCCACUUUCCUACACUUGCUCUGA
Messenger RNA from Closterium sp. Naga37s-1, 3444 nucleotides. Lineage: Eukaryota; Viridiplantae; Streptophyta; Zygnematophyceae; Desmidiales; Closteriaceae. The record is from the annotation of a GenBank genome assembly.